Messenger RNA from Ascochyta rabiei, 1113 nucleotides. RefSeq names its product L-iditol 2-dehydrogenase. Gene Ontology annotation, biological process: D-sorbitol catabolic process. The record is from RefSeq and is a predicted model, not a curated record. The coding region runs from base 1 to 1113 and encodes 370 amino acids. NCBI's taxonomy places the organism in Eukaryota, Fungi, Ascomycota, Dothideomycetes, Pleosporales, Didymellaceae. Gene Ontology annotation, molecular function: L-iditol 2-dehydrogenase (NAD+) activity. The transcript is spliced from 2 exons.
AUGAGCACAACAACCACCAUUGCGCCUGCAAAGGCUAACAUCGGCGUCUACACCAACCCUGAGCACGACCUGUGGGUUGCAGAGGCAGAGCCCAGCCUCGAGGUUGUGCAGAGGGGUGGAGAUUUGGCAGUCGGCGAGGUUCUGCUGAACGUCAAGAGCACUGGUAUCUGCGGAAGUGACAUUCACUUCUGGCACGCCGGAUGCAUCGGCCCCAUGAUUGUAGAAGACACACACAUCCUCGGCCACGAGUCUUCUGGCGUGGUAAUGGCUGUGCACGAGUCGGUCAAGAACCUCAAGGUUGGCGACCGCGUCGCUAUCGAGCCCAACAUCAUCUGCCACCAGUGCGAGCCGUGCCUGACAGGGCGCUACAACGGGUGCGAGUCGGUCGAGUUCCUCUCCACACCGCCCGUGACGGGUCUGCUGCGCCGCUACCUCAAGCACCCGGCCAUGUGGUGCCACAAGAUGCCCGACAGCAUGACGUUUGAAGACGGCGCCAUGCUCGAGCCUCUCUCGGUCGCCCUCGCUGGCUUCGACCGCGCCAACGUCAAGCUCGGCGACCCCGUGCUCGUGUGCGGCGCCGGUCCCAUCGGCCUUGUGACGCUGCUCUGCGCGCAGGCUGCUGGCGCCGCUCCCCUCGUCAUCACCGACAUCGACCAGGGCCGGCUGGAGUUUGCACGCCGCCUCGUUCCGCGCGUGCUGACGCACAAGGUCGAGUUCAGCCACAGCGCGUCCGACUUCCGCGACGCCAUCCUCGGCCUCACCGAGGGCGUGGAGCCGUCGCACGCGCUCGAGUGCACGGGGGUCGAGUCGUCCAUCGCCGGCGCGAUCCAAGCGGUCAAGUUUGGCGGCAAAGUCUUCGUCAUCGGCGUGGGCAAGAACGAGAUCAAGAUCCCGUUCAUGCGGCUCUCGACGCGCGAGGUCGACCUGCAGUUCCAGUACCGCUACUGCAACACGUGGCCCAAGGCGAUCCGGCUCGUGGAGAGCGGCAUCAUCCAGCUGAGGGAUCUGGUGACGCAUCGGUUUAAUUUGGAGGAUGCGGUUGAGGCGUUCAAGACGGCGGCUGAUCCCAAGACGGGCGCGAUCAAGGUGCAGAUUCAGAGUCUGGGUGAUUGA